UGUGACGCGGUGAGGAUGGCCCCGCCCCCCGGCUCGAGCCUUUUGUAAAGGGUCACGUUGCGCUGCAGCAGUGAAACAGGAGACCGCACCGCAUCCUCCGCACACAGCUCACUUCCUCGCUCUCUUCGCCCAGACACCCUUCAGCAGCCACCAUGACUCACCAGUAUCCCGCACUGACUCCAGAGCAGAAGAAGGAGCUGCAGGACAUUGCAGAAAGGAUAGUAGCUCCAGGAAAAGGCAUCCUCGCAGCGGAUGAAUCCACCGGGAGCAUGGGGAAACGUUUCAGCCCCAUCGGAGUUGAGAACACGGAGGAGAACAGGCGUCGCUACCGCCAGCUGCUCUUCACAGCCGACCAGCGCAUCGACAGCUGUAUCGGAGGCGUCAUCUUCUUCCAUGAAACCCUCUACCAGAACACCGACGAUGGCACUAACUUUUCCAAGCUCAUCCGGGACCGGGGCCUUGUUGUCGGCAUCAAGGUGGACAAAGGCGUUGUGCCCCUGGCUGGAACCAAUGGAGAGACCACCACUCAGGGUUUGGACGGGCUGUCUGAGCGCUGUGCGCAGUACAAGAAGGACGGCGCAGACUUCGCCAAGUGGCGCAGCGUGCUCAAGAUCAGCGACACCACGCCCUCUGAGCUGGCCAUCAUGGAGAACGCCAACGUUCUCGCACGAUAUGCCAGCAUCUGCCAGCAGAAUGGUAUUGUUCCUAUUGUGGAGCCUGAGAUCCUGCCUGACGGAGAACACGACCUGAAGCGCUGCCAGUACGUCAGUGAGAAGGUCCUAGCUGCAGUGUACAAGGCGCUGUCAGACCACCAUGUGUACCUGGAAGGGACUCUGCUGAAACCCAACAUGGUCACAGCUGGACACUCCUGCCCCACCAAGUACAGCAGCGAGGAAAUCGCCAUGGCUACCGUCACCGCCCUGCGCCGCACCGUGCCUCCCGCUGUCACAGGAGUGACAUUCCUGUCAGGUGGCCAGUCCGAAGAAGAGGCCAGCAUGAACCUCAACGCCAUCAACAACUGCCCACUCGCCAAGCCCUGGGCCCUGACUUUCUCCUACGGCCGCGCCCUGCAGGCCUCCGCCCUGAACGCAUGGAGAGGCCAGCUGAGCAACGAGAAGGCCGCCACCGAGGAGUUCAUCAAGCGCGCGGAGGCAAACGGUCUGGCUGCGCUCGGCAAGUACGAAGGGGAUGGAAGUGGCGCCGCCGCGGGACAGUCCCUCUACGUGGCUAAUCACGCCUACUAAACAUCUGCCACAUUCAACUGUGGCCCAGUUAUAGUCUUGUAUCUGCUCUGCUUUUCCCACUCACUCCUCUGUCAAUCACAGGCCUGCGCUGUCUACUGUACUUUAGAGUUGUCGGAGUUCAUACAAAUGACAGGAUUAGAAGUGUAUUUAACAACAUGAUGUGAAACUAACAUACUAAAGGGAACAGGCUUGGGUUUUUUUUUUUUUUUAA
Molecule: messenger RNA, 1455 nt
Organism: Pungitius pungitius (ninespine stickleback)
Lineage: Eukaryota; Metazoa; Chordata; Actinopteri; Perciformes; Gasterosteidae
Gene: aldocb
Product: aldolase C, fructose-bisphosphate, b
Exons: 9
Coding region: 153-1244 (363 amino acids)
Biological process (GO): fructose 1,6-bisphosphate metabolic process; glycolytic process
Cellular component (GO): cytosol
Molecular function (GO): fructose-bisphosphate aldolase activity
Source: RefSeq, a predicted model, not a curated record